AUGGCAGAUGCUCAGGUAGGAGUUGUCAGCAGCGGGAGCCUGGUGGAGCAGAUCCAGGUCCAUGGCUUUGAUUGUCCCAGCUGCGGCUGCGCCAUGUGCCCCGGCGCGGCUUUGAUUAGCGCCGCCAUGAAAAUCUUUAAACCCGGCAGCUUUAAACCCGGCAGCUUUAAACCCAGAUUUAAACCCAGCUAUAAACCCGGCAGCUAUAAACCCAGAUUUAAACCCAGCUUUAAACCCAGCUAUAAACCCAGAUUUAAACCCAGCUUUAAACCCAGCUAUAAACCCAGAUUUAAACCCAGCUUUAAACCCAGCUUUAAACCCAGCUAUAAACCCAGAUUUAAACCCGGCUAUAAACCCAUCUUUAAACCCAGCUAUAAACCCAUCUUUAAACCCGGCUAUAAACCCAGCUUUAAACCCAGCUAUGAACCCAGAUUUAAACCCAGCUUUAAACCCAGCUUUAAACCCAGAUUUAAACCCAGCUUUAAACCCAGCUUUAAACCCAGCUAUAAACCCAGAUUUAAACCCAGCUUUAAACCCAGCUUUAAACCCAGCUAUAAACCCAUCUUUAAACCCGGCUGUAAACCCGGCUUUAAACCCGGCUAUAAACCCAUCUUUAAACCCAGCUAUAAACCCAUCUUUAAACCCAGCUAUAAACCCAGCUUUAAACCCAGCUAUAAACCCAGAUUUAAACCCAGCUUUAAACCCGGCUUUAAACCCGGCUAUAAACCCAUCUUUAAACCCAGCUUUAAACCCGGCUUUAAACCCGGCUAUAAACCCAUCUUUAAACCCAGCUAUAAACCCAUCUUUAAACCCGGCUAUAAACCCAUCUUUAAACCCAGCUUUAAACCCGGCUAUAAACCCAUCUUUAAACCCAGCUAUAAACCCAUCUUUAAACCCGGCUAUAAACCCAUCUUUAAACCCAGCUUUAAACCCUGCUAUAAACCCAUCUUUAAACCCAUCUUUAAACCCAGCUAUAAACCCAUCUUUAAACCCAGCUAUAAACCCAUCUUUAAACCCAGCUUUAAACCCAGCUUUAAACCCAGCUAUAAACCCAGAUUUAAACCCAGCUUUAAACCCAGCUUUAAACCCGGCUAUAAACCCAUCUUUAAACCCAGCUAUAAACCCAUCUUUAAACCCAGCUUUAAACCCGGCUUUAAACCCGGCUAUAAACCCAUCUUUAAACCCAGCUAUAAACCCAUCUUUAAACCCGGCUAUAAACCCAUCUUUAAACCCAGCUUUAAACCCAGCUUUAAACCCGCUUUAAACCCACUUUUAACCCAAUUUAAACCCAGCUUUAAACCCAGCUAUAAACCCAGCUUUAAACCCGGCUAUAAAACCAUCUUUAAACCCAGCUAUAAACCCAUCUUUAAACCCAUCUUUAAACCCAGCUAUAAACCCAAUUUUAAACCCGGCUAUAAACCCAUCUUUAAACCCGGCUAUAAACCCAUCUUUAAACCCAGCUAUAAACCCAGAUUUAAACCCAGCUUUAAACCCAGCUUUAAACCCAGCUAUAAACCCAGAUUUAAACCCGGCUAUAAACCCAUCUUUAAACCCAGCUAUAAACCCAUCUUUAAACCCGACUAUAAACCCAGCUUUAAACCCAGCUAUAAACCCAGAUUUAAACCCAGCUUUAAACCCAGCUAUAAACCCAGCUUUAAACCCAGCUUUAAACCCGGCUAUAAACCCAUCUUUAAACCCAGCUAUAAACCCAUCUUUAAACCCGGCUAUAAACCCAUCUUUAAACCCAGCUUUAAACCCAGCUUUAAACCCAGCUAUAAACCCAUCUUUAAACCCAGCUAUAAACCCAUCUUUAAACCCAUCUUUAAACCCAGCUAUAAACCCGGCAGCUAUAAACCCAGAUUUAAACCCAGCUUUAAACCCAGCUAUAAACCCAGAUUUAAACCCAGCUUUAAACCCAGCUUUAAACCCAGCUAUAAACCCAGAUUUAAACCCAGCUUUAAACCCAGCUAUAAACCCAGCUUUAAACCCGGCUAUAAACCCAUCUUUAAACCCAGCUAUAAACCCAUCUUUAAACCCGGCUAUAAACCCAUCUUUAAACCCAGCUUUAAACCCAGCUUUAAACCCAGCUAUAAACCCAUCUUUAAACCCAUCUUUAAACCCAUCUUUAAACCCAUCUUUAAACCCAGCUAUAAACCCGGAAGCUAUAAACCCAGAUUUAAACCCAGCUUUAAACCCAGCUAUAAACCCAGAUUUAAACCCAGCUUUAAACCCAGCUUUAAACCCAGCUAUAAACCCAGAUUUAAACCCAGCUUUAAACCCAGCUUUAAACCCAGCUAUAAACCCAGAUUUAAACCCGGCUAUAAACCCAUCUUUAAACCCAGCUAUAAACCCAUCUUUAAACCCGACUAUAAACCCAGCUAUAAACCCAGCUAUAAACCCAGAUUUAAACCCAGCUUUAAACCCAGCUAUAAACCCAGCUUUAAACCCAGCUUUAAACCCGGCUAUAAACCCAUCUUUAAACCCAGCUAUAAACCCAUCUUUAAACACGGCUAUAAACCCAUCUUUAAACCCAGCUUUAAACCCAGCUUUAAACCCAGCUAUAAACCCAUCUUUAAACCCAGCUAUAAACCCAUCUUUAAACCCGGCUAUAAACCCGGCUUUAAACCCGGCUAUAAACCCAUCUUUAAACCCAGCUAUAAACCCAUCUUUAAACCCGGCUAUAAACCCAGCUAUAAACCCAGAUUUAAACCCAGCUUUAAACCCAGCUAUAAACCCAGAUUUAAACCCGGCUAUAAACCCAUCUUUAAACCCAGCUAUAAACCCAGCUUUAAGACCAGAUUUAAACCUAGCUGUAAACCCAGUUUAAACAGGCCUCCAGACCACCUCCUCACCUACUCCCACUGCCACCCACUACCAUUACAACCAUUAUGCUAA
Messenger RNA from Lampris incognitus (smalleye Pacific opah), 2895 nucleotides. Its product is annotated as adhesive plaque matrix protein-like. The coding region runs from base 1 to 2895 and encodes 964 amino acids. The transcript has 5 exons. Lineage: Eukaryota; Metazoa; Chordata; Actinopteri; Lampriformes; Lampridae. The record is from RefSeq and is a predicted model, not a curated record.